UGAGCUAAACAGAUACCAGAGUUUCCUUGGAGCACGGCCACACCUAGCACACAGGUAGCCCCGGCGCCUCCCCAUCCUCCCCAGAACCAGGCAUUCUUCUAGGGGAUUCUCCCCUAUCAGCCCCAUUCCAGGGCUGGUCCCUGCAGGCUCCUUGGUCCAGUUGGUCGUGCCUCGUAAGACCCAUCUUAGCACUCGAGAUCCAGGCAGGGAUUCUCGUUCAUCAUGUUUCCUGGUCAGGCACCUGUGUCUUUGAGUAUGUACAAAAGUUCCUACAUGGCCGACUUCAAAGACUUUAGCAAUUACCAAAUACCCUGGAAAAGUCCUGAGGAGCAAAUCAGGGUUGAAUCCCAGUUACGGAUAAAAGAAUUUUGCACGCCUGGUGUGCGUGUACCGGCAGACUUGCUGGCCAAAGGAUACCCAACUGCCAAAGAUGUCCAGGUGCCAGCACAAGGCUUAGGUCCCCCUGUCCACCCUGACUUACAAGUCCAGCAGCCUGGAAUUUACCACAAUCUGGCCAAAGGAUACCCAGCUGUCAAAGAUGUCCAGGGGACAGCACAAGCCUUAGGUCCCCCUGUCUACCCUGACUUACAAGUCCAGCAUCCUUGUUGGACAGAGUCUGGAAUUUGCCAUAGUCUGGCCAAAGGAUACCCAGCUGUCAAAGAUGUCCAGGGGACAGCACAAGGCUUAGGUCCCCCUGUUCACCCUGACUUACAAGUCCAGCAUCCUUGUUGGACAGAGUCUGGAAUUUGCCAUAGUCUGGCCAAAGGAUACCCAGCUGUCAAAGAUGUUCAGGGGACAGCACAAGGCUUAGGUCCCCCUGUUCACCCUGACUUACAAGUCCAGCAUCCUUGUUGGACAGAGCCUGGAAUUUACCAUAGUGAUUAUAAUCCUUCCUCGGACCCAAAAGUACAAGAAGGAUCCCAAAUCAGAUAUCAACCUAAGAGAUUUCCCAAACCAAUAGAAUUUAAAUAUCCACUUCCUGAUCUUGGUGGCUACAAGGACCAGCAGGACCCACUGUGUCCUUCGGCGGAGGGACCUGUCCUUUAUCGAUGGGGACCCGAGAAACCAUUUUACGGAUAGUGACCUUGAGAGCCCAACAGAAAGCCAGUAGGAGAAUAUAUUCUGCAGCACUCACUGUUUCACUUCCUUGGAAUGUGGGGGUCAGAAUGAAAAUAAACCUUGAAAGUGUAA
Molecule: messenger RNA, 1191 nt
Organism: Monodelphis domestica (gray short-tailed opossum)
Lineage: Eukaryota; Metazoa; Chordata; Mammalia; Didelphimorphia; Didelphidae
Gene: SPMIP9
Product: sperm microtubule inner protein 9
Cellular component (GO): cytoplasm
Source: RefSeq, a predicted model, not a curated record